Messenger RNA from Dendrobium catenatum, 1274 nucleotides. RefSeq lists its product as uncharacterized. Gene Ontology annotation, molecular function: ATP-dependent peptidase activity; ATP binding; metalloendopeptidase activity. The record is from RefSeq and is a predicted model, not a curated record. Gene Ontology annotation, biological process: proteolysis. NCBI's taxonomy places the organism in Eukaryota, Viridiplantae, Streptophyta, Magnoliopsida, Asparagales, Orchidaceae. The transcript has 5 exons. The annotation marks the transcript as partial.
UUUAAAUCGCCAAGUGAUCUAUUUGCCAUUUGUUCAGCUUCGAAGCUUGCACCUAAGAAGUGGGGCCUUUCUGGAACCUCUAGGAUUAUGUUGCUUGGAAUUUUAGGUGGUGCUAAUCUUCUGAUCUCUCAAGGAGUAGACAUAAGGCCUAAUAUUGCAGCGGUAUUAGGUUUGGCCGCUAUUGACGCUGUUUUUCUUGGGGGAACCUGUCUUGCACAAAUAUUAUGCUUUUGGCCUCCUUACAGGAGCAGAGUUCUUGUUCAUGAAGCAGGGCAUGUUCUAACAGCAUAUCUGAUGGGAUGCCCUAUAAGAGGGGUCAUUUUGGACCCCAUUGUGGCAAUGAAGAUGGGCAUUCAAGGCCAGGCGGGUACUCAAUUUUGGGAUGAGAAGUUAGAAAAAGAGAUGGCAGAAGGUCGACUUAGUAGCACAGCUUAUGACAGGUACUGUAUGGUUCUCUUUUCUGGGAUUGCCGCUGAAUCUCUCAUUUAUGGAGAAGCAGAAGGUGGAGAAAAUGAUGAAAAUUUGUUUAGGGGUAUCUGUCUUCUCCUCCAACCUCCAUUAACUGUACCACAGAUGGCAAAUCAAGCACGCUGGUCAGUCAUGCAGUCCUACAAUCUUCUUAAGUGGCAUAAGCAUGCACUUCUAGCGGCUGUUAAAGCUCUGCGAUCUGGCCAUAGCCUUAGUGUGGUCAUCAGGAGGAUAGAAGAAGCCAUGUCUUCUGGUAGUUGACAAAGAAGCUCAGUGGGUUCUGUCACGGAAUCAUAAUACAUUGGUCAUCGCAGUGUCUUCUUACCCUGAGCUUCCUAUCAGGCGCUGAACAACUUAAUGAGCCUUUAAAUUGGUCAAAGAAAUGCUGGCAACUUUAUAUGCAAAUAUCAUGAAAUAACUCAUAAGACCAACAUGGAAGGAAGAGGGAGAAUUGAGCAAGAGGAUUGAUUCCCAUAUAUGUUUAUGAUUUAUAUCCGUAUAUGCCAUCAAAAGAAGGGGGCUCGCUGCAUGAAAAGGUUAGGGGAAAAUUUUGGUACAGUAUGCUUAGCCGUGCUCUGAAUGUUAUUUUUAGAAUUUUCAUAUCAUUCAACAGAAGCUUCAGCCUACUUUCUUCCAAGGAAGGAUUGCUCUUCCAAUAUGUUGAGUAACAUGGGAGGAGAAAAUGACUGAAAGAGAAUUCUUGUUACCGUUAAUGCUAUUUGAAAAUUAAUGUAAAGGAGUUGUAGUAGAAAAUUUUUAUAGUUAAAAGUUGCCGAUGAAAAGCUUAUUAUUCGUGUUUGUUGAUC